Messenger RNA from Trichechus manatus latirostris (Florida manatee), 1338 nucleotides. It is a transcript of the gene SUCLG1, whose product is annotated as succinate-CoA ligase GDP/ADP-forming subunit alpha. The record is from RefSeq and is a predicted model, not a curated record. Gene Ontology annotation, cellular component: succinate-CoA ligase complex (ADP-forming); mitochondrion. Lineage: Eukaryota; Metazoa; Chordata; Mammalia; Sirenia; Trichechidae. Gene Ontology annotation, molecular function: succinate-CoA ligase (GDP-forming) activity; succinate-CoA ligase (ADP-forming) activity. Gene Ontology annotation, biological process: tricarboxylic acid cycle.
AUGGAAAUUCGUUCAGGCGACUUCUCUAGUCACCCUCCUUCUCCUCGUGCCUCAGCCCCUGCCAGGUCCCCGGGGGCCUGGGAGUGUCAUUGGUGGAUGACCGCAGUCUUAGGUGCUGCCGCUGUGAUCAUGGCCUCCGGUAGCAGCGGCCUUGCCGCCUCCCGCCUCCUGACACGCUAUUUCCUCGUGCAGCGGAAUGGAAUUCGACAUUGUUCUUAUGCGUCUUCCCGGAACCAUCUCUAUAUCGAUAAAAAUACAAAAGUUAUUUGCCAGGGUUUCACUGGUAAGCAGGGCACCUUUCACAGCCAAAAGGCAUUAGACUAUGGCACCAAACUUGUUGGAGGAACAACCCCAGGGAAAGGAGGCAAGAUGCAUCUGGACUUACCUGUCUUUAAUACUGUGAAGGAGGCCAAAGAAAAGACAGGAGCGACAGCAUCUGUUAUUUAUGUCCCUCCUCCUUUUGCUGCUGCUGCAAUUAAUGAAGCUCUUGAGGCAGAAAUGCCCUUGGUUGUGUGCAUUACCGAAGGUAUUCCCCAGCAGGACAUGGUACGGGUCAAGCACGCGCUGCUGCGCCAGGGAAAGACAAGGCUGGUCGGGCCAAACUGCCCUGGAGUCAUCAAUCCUGGAGAAUGUAAAAUUGGUAUCAUGCCUGGGCAUAUUCACAAGAAAGGAAGAGUUGGUAUUGUGUCCAGAUCUGGCACCCUGACUUACGAAGCAGUUCACCAAACAACGCAAGUUGGAUUGGGGCAGUCUUUGUGUGUUGGCAUUGGAGGUGAUCCUUUUAAUGGAACAGAUUUUAUUGACUGCCUUGAAGUCUUUCUCAAAGAUCCAGCCACAGAAGGCAUCUUACUGAUUGGUGAAAUUGGUGGUAAUGCAGAAGAAGAUGCUGCAGAAUAUUUGAAGCAACAUAAUUCAGGUCCGAAUGCCAAGCCUGUGGUGUCCUUCAUUGCUGGUUUAACUGCUCCUCCUGGCAGAAGAAUGGGUCACGCAGGGGCAAUUAUUGCUGGGGGGAAAGGUGGAGCGAAAGAGAAGAUCUCAGCCCUUCAGAGUGCCGGAGUUGUGAUCAGCAUGUCUCCUGCACAGAUGGGAAGCACCAUCUACAAGGAAUUUGAAAAGAGGAAGAUGCUAUGAGAGAAAGAUCAAACCAAAAAUUUUCCAGAAACUAUGGAAGGAAUCAUUAUAGAAAUGAGAACCAGCAGCAGUUGCUCCUGUUGUCCACUAGUUGUCAAACCCUGUGCCUGAAGUUGGUUCUUCAAUACACCGGGGAGUCCUGUUUUGAGAUCUUUUCACUUGACUGUAUAACAGACGUAGCCAAUAAAUCUACCUUUUGAUUUGAAU